AAUUAUAAUGGUGAGAACUCCAUGCUUUGAUCAAAAUGGAAAGAAGAAAGGCUCAUGGAGUGAGGAAGAAGACAAUAUGUUGAAAGCUUACAUCCAAAAAUAUGGCAUCUGGAAUUGGCGCGAGAUUCCCAAAUAUGCUGGUUUAGCUAGAUGCGGAAAGAGUUGUAGAUUGCGAUGGCUUAACUAUCUAUGUCCAAGUGUUAAGCGAGGGAACUAUACCAAACAAGAGGAGGACAUAAUCAUCGAACUGCACCAAAAACAUGGAAAUAAAUGGUCUAUCAUAGCUAAAGAGUUGCCUGGAAGAACAGAUAAUGAGGUAAAGAAUUACUGGCAUUCACACAUCAAGAAGAAACGUUUAACAAAACAAAACCAUGUUUACAAAAGUCGGGCGAGAACAUCUCGAUUGAAAGAUGUUCAACAUGUUAAACCUUCCUUCGGAUAUGAAAAUUCUUUUGAUCAUCUACCCAUCUUAGAUACUUCUGAUCAACCUACAAUCAACGAGCCAACUUUCUCAGUGAUUUCGCCCUCCAGUUCGGAAUUGAUUUACCCUAACCCUGAAAUAUGUGCAUUUUCGGAGACACUAUUUUUGGAUUUUUCGGAGGAGUCUAUUUGGUCAGAACUCUUGAACUUUGAUACCUUGCCCGUCGUCGCAUGUCACAACGAUUACUCCAAGUUCAGUUACUCUGCUGAUGAUGGUAUCAUCAAUGGCUUGUGGGGAUUUUAGUUUGAUAAAUUUUCCAUAAAUUAUUUAUCGAACUUUUCACUAAAACUUCCAAAAUAAAUGUUGGCUUGGAUAUAUCUAAUAUAAAUGAGAAUAUAUACCAUAUAUAUACUACAUAGAAUAGAUUAUAGAUUCUUAGCA
This is a messenger RNA of Impatiens glandulifera, 862 nucleotides long. Its product is annotated as transcription factor MYB8-like. Lineage: Eukaryota; Viridiplantae; Streptophyta; Magnoliopsida; Ericales; Balsaminaceae. The transcript has 3 exons. The coding region runs from base 8 to 724 and encodes 238 amino acids. The record is from RefSeq and is a predicted model, not a curated record.